CACGCUAAACACUCAUCGCUCGUGCGCGCGGCGCCAGUUCGCGAUAGAGGUAAUCUCCAGGGAAACGGGCACGUUCGAAAUGAGCGGUACCGGUCAGCGACUUUAGAGGAGGAGAAAAAAAAGAAAGGAGGUGGAGAGAGAGAGAGAACAUAGAGAGAGAGAGAAAGGACAGUAGUGUUGAGGAUGAGUCUGGAGCCAUUUGGACCUUGAGGGCGGCGCUUCUUCUUGUCUUGUCUAAGACCUGAUUGUCCCUGGACUGAUCAAGGAGCACCUCCCCCUUCCACCCUGAGUGUGUGUUAGUGUUAGUGUUAGUGUAAGUGUGAGCUGCUGUGUGAACCGGCCCGAUGAUCCGGCCCGGCUGCAGUCCCCCCGUGCUCUGAGCUUCAGUUGGACGGCGUGCGCUCGGCACUGAGCACUAAGAUGCAUUGGGUCACUCUGCUGCUGGCUGGCGUCACUUUCUGGGGCAGAGUGUCCGUGCACAGCUGCUUAGACUACGAAGAUUCGUACGACUAUUAUGAAGAGGAGAAAACGGACACCAUAGACUACAAAGAUCCCUGCAAGGCUGCGGUGUUUUGGGGAGACAUUGCCUUGGAUGAGGAGGAUCUGAAGAUGUUCCAGGUGGACAGGACGAUAGACCUCGCACAGCACACACACCUGAGACAAGGACAUACGUCAGGUGGAUUGGAAGAACACGACUUUACUAAAAAAAGAAGCUCCUUAUACCUCCUGCUAGACAGAAUACGACGACUUGGGUCUGAUUCCUCGCCUAAGAACUCCAGUAAGGAGGAGAGUUCGCGGGCUGGCCCGUGGAGUGGGAGCACUGGGGGAAAUGGGGUCAGAGGUAGGGGGGUUAGAGGGGGUAAACCGAGGGUCCCACGGGCCGCCACCUCCAGAGCAGAGAGAAUCUGGCCGGGGGGAGUCAUCCCCUACGUCAUAGGAGGCAACUUUACUGGCAGUCAAAGGGCAAUGUUUAAACAGGCAAUGAGACACUGGGAAAAACAGACCUGUGUGACAUUUAUCGAGAAAACUGACGAAGAGAGCUACAUUGUCUUCACCUACCGACCCUGCGGGUGCUGUUCCUACGUGGGUCGCCGCGGUAACGGGCCCCAGGCCAUCUCCAUCGGUAAAAACUGUGACAAGUUCGGCAUAGUGGUUCACGAGCUGGGUCAUGUGAUCGGAUUCUGGCACGAGCACACGCGACCCGACCGGGACGACCACGUGACCAUCAUCAGAGACAACAUCCAGCCAGGUCAGGAAUAUAACUUCCUGAAGAUGGAGCCCGGAGAGGUCAACUCUCUCGGGGAGCCGUACGACUUCGACAGCAUCAUGCAUUACGCCAGAAAUACCUUCUCCAGGGGGAUGUUUCUGGACACGAUCCUCCCGUCGCGCGAUGAGAACGGCGUCCGGCCUGCUAUUGGCCAGAGGACUCGCCUCAGCAAAGGGGAUAUUUCACAAGCUAAGAAACUCUACAGAUGCCCAGCAUGUGGCGAGACGCUGCAGGACUCCAUGGGGAACUUUUCAUCGCCUGGUUAUCCGAACGGAUACCCGUCAUACACACACUGUGUGUGGAGGAUCUCGGUCACACCUGGAGAGAAGAUAGUGCUCAACUUCACCACGAUGGACCUGUACAAGAGCAGCCUCUGCUGGUACGACUACAUCGAGGUGCGGGAUGGAUACUGGAGAAAAGCCCCUCUCCUAGGCCGUUUCUGCGGCGAUAAGGUUCCAGAAAUGCUGAUCUCCACCGAGAGUCGGAUGUGGAUUGAGUUUCGCAGCAGCAGUAACUGGGUGGGGAAGGGCUUUGCUGCUGUUUAUGAAGCGAUUUGUGGAGGUGACGUCACUAAGGACUCAGGCCAGAUCCAGUCUCCCAACUACCCGGAUGACUACAGACCGUCAAAAGAGUGCGUGUGGAGGAUCACAGUGUCGGAGGGCUACAACGUGGGUCUCAGCUUUCAGGCUUUUGAGAUCGAGAGGCAUGACAGCUGUGCUUACGACUACCUGGAAGUGCGUGACGGCCUGUCUGAAAGCAGCCCUCUGAUUGGCCGGUUCUGUGGCUAUGACAAACCCGAGGACAUUCGCUCCACCUCCAACACGCUGUGGAUGAAAUUCGUCUCAGAUGGGACGGUCAAUAAAGCCGGCUUCGCCGCUAACUUCUUCAAAGAGGAGGACGAGUGUGUGAAGCCAGAUAACGGAGGCUGUGAGCAGAGGUGUGUGAACACGUUGGGAAGCUUCAAGUGCGCGUGUGACCCUGGAUACGAACUGGCCCCGGACAAAAAAAGCUGCGAAGCUGCCUGUGGGGGUUUAUUGUCGAAGCUGAAUGGAACGAUCACCACCCCAGGCUGGCCCAAAGAGUACCCCCCCAAUAAAAACUGCGUGUGGCAGGUGGUCGCCCCCACCCAGUACCGCAUAUCCAUGCAGUUUGAAGCCUUCGAGCUGGAGGGGAAUGAGGUGUGUAAAUACGACUUUGUGGAGGUGCGGAGUGGCUUGUCUUCGGACUCCAAGCUUCAUGGGAAGUACUGCGGUACGGAGGUGCCCGAGGUCAUCACCUCCCAGUACAAUAACAUGCGCAUCGAGUUCAAGUCCGACAACACCGUCUCUAAGAAAGGCUUCAAAGCUCACUUCUUUUCCGAUAAGGACGAAUGUUCUAAGGAUAACGGCGGAUGCCAGCACGAGUGUAUCAACACCAUUGGCAGCUACGUGUGUCAGUGCCGCAACGGCUUCGUACUGCACGAAAACAAGCAUGACUGCAAAGAAGCUGAGUGUGAACACACAAUCCACAGCCCAAGUGGUACCAUCAGCAGCCCCAACUGGCCUGACAAAUACCCCAGUAGAAAGGAAUGCACCUGGGACAUCACAGCGACGCCAGGUCACCGCAUCAAAAUCACGUUUAACGAGUUCGAGAUCGAGCAGCACCAGGAAUGUGCGUACGAUCACCUGGAGGCCUUUGACGGCGAAUCGGACAAAUCGUCUAUUCUGAGUCGCCUCUGUGGAAGCAAGAUCCCGGAACCUCUUAUCUCCACCGGCAACAAGAUGUACCUCCGCUUCAUCUCUGACGCCUCAGUACAGCGCAAGGGCUUCCAGGCCACACACUCCACAGAGUGUGGAGGCAGGCUGAAAGCAGAGGCCCGGCAGAAGAACCUGUAUUCUCAUGCCCAGUUUGGGGACAACAACUACCCAGGCCACACGGACUGCGAGUGGUUGAUCACGGCCGAAGCUGGUUACAGCAUCGAGCUGACCUUCACCACCUUCGAGGUGGAGGAGGAGGCCGACUGUGGCUACGACUACAUCGAGCUGUAUGACGGCCACGACACUUCAGCCCACAAACUCGGACGAUUCUGCGGCUCUGGGCCUCGUGAAGAACUGUACUCGGCGGGCGACACCGUGUUGAUUCACUUCCACAGCGACGACACCAUCAGCAAGAAGGGCUUCCACAUCCGCUACACCAGCACCAAGUUUCAGGAGGCGCUGCACAUGCACAAGUAACGCUGUCGCACAUGCACUCGCACGCAUGCCACCUCCAACGAGAAGGGAACGAAACGGAACAACACCAAAGGAGCCGUCGUACUACCGUCCCGAGGAAUUUCAGCCAAACCCUCGAUCGCCACGAUUCCCCGCACUGGAUUUACCUCCUCGCAUCCUUCCACGUCCGGACACGUUUGAGACUGCUGCCCAUUGGACUCUGCAAGCUCCAAUCAGACGCCCCUGAGACUCGGGGAAGCUCCGCCCACAGAUGCUUGAUUGGACAGAAGUGGUUGGGGGCUGUGUUGCUCUCUGACUGGGGCCAGUAUCACACACUCCUCUCUUCAUUUACAUAUAUAUGUGUAUACUAUAUACAGUAAUAUAUCUGCGAGACGGUUCUGAGCAGAUUCCAAGCUGCACUCAUCUCUACGUGAAGACAGACAUUAAGAAAUGAAGAGUGGGGACAUUUACUAUAAGCCUGUGAAAGAGUGUAUGUUUGUUUGUUUGUGUGUGUGUGUGUGCAAGAAAAAGAAAGUGCGUGUGUGUGUAUGUUUACGUGAGUGUGUAUUUACGCGAGUUUUAUAUUCCUAACUUUACAAGUUCAAGACGACAUGGAAAGCCUGCUUCCAAGAAUUUGAGCUGCUGUUGCCACACUAUACCUCAGCUAAAAUGUGUUUGUGUGUGUGUGUGUGUGUCGAAAGCGUGUGUGUAUUGGUGUGCAUAUUCUCCUUUAGGCAUAUGUGUGUGUGUAAGUGAUUGGAUUUAGGGUUUCCUAUAAGACACAAGAAACAAGGGGAAUGGAUGCUUUAUCGCUUUAAUGUUACGUACUGUGUGUAAUUGUGACUGUUUACAUGUGUGUGUAUGUGUGUGUUUGUGUGCAAUGAUGAAAUGCAAGAAUACUGAUAUCGCUAAAACCCUAAAUCAAAUCUAAAUCGGUUAGACUAAGACGCUGACACUAUGACUCAAGGAUCAUGAGUUGGUCAUCAAUGCUUCGCCAUCAGCAGCCGGAGUCUGAGAGAGCACAGUUGACCAUUGCGCCCUCUGGGUGGGUAGAUGGCGCUCCCUCCCCUCAUGAGUACCAUUGUGAGGCUGGUCAGCACAGGCAUCUGACCAUGAUUUCCAAUGGUCAUUUUCCUUUGUUAUCAGCAGCCGGAUUCCAAAGGGGGCACAGUGGACCAUUGCUCUCUCUGGGUGGGUAGAUGGCGCUCUCUCCCCUCAUGAGUCCCAACGUGAUGUUGGUCAACACAGGAAUCUGACCGUGAGUUCCAACGGUCAUUUUCCUUUGUUAUCAGCAGCCAGAGUCCGAGAGAGCACCAUUGCUCUCUCUGGGUGGGCAGACGGUGCUCUUGCCCUUAGGCUAGGAGAUUGGAAAUCCUCUAAGCUUUCUUUGAGCAGAUUGGUAGCUGCCUAAUGACAAUGAAUUGGCUCUGCAGACUAAAACUCCAUCGUGCGGUCAGUUGACUUCCUUGGGUCAUUCUGCUUCGCCAUCAGCAGCCGGAGUCCGAGAGAGCACAAUUGACCAUGCUCUCUAUAGGAGGGUACAAUAGUUGGCGCUCUCUCCUUCAUCACUCUUACUGUGAUGUUGGUUGGAAUGAGUAUCUGUUGGCUGAUCAAUCAGUGCUGGGAAUCUUCUUAAUCAUCUUGAUCAUUUUGAGUAAUUUGAGCUUAAAAUAAACACAAGUAGUAAUAAAUCAGUCAAUUAAUCAAGUUAUUCUGAUUGAUGUGUCCAAAUUUAAGGCAAAAAUUGACUUCACUCAUUUUGAGACUUUGCGAUUUUUAAAAAAAGAAAUCUUACUUAGAAAAAUUUGCUUAUCCUAUUGGCAGAUAUAAGCAUAUACGUCUUAAUUUAAAGAUAUUCUGUGGAGUGACGAAUCAUGCUUCUCUGCCAGGAGGACAGUACUUGUCUGACUGCAUUGAGCCAAUUGUAAAUGCUAUGCUAUGAGGUUGUUUUUCAACUAGACUCAGACCCUUAGUUCCAGUAUAAGGACCGCUUAAUGUCUUUGUUGGAACAGUUUGGGGACGUCCCCUUUGUGUUACAACGUGACCAGAAAAUAGACUUUCUUUAAAUAAAUCUUACUAAGAAAAGAUUGCUUACCCCAUUGGCUUACUCCACAUUUAUUUGUUUUGCUGAAUGUAAUAUGUUAAUUUACAUAUAUUCUGUCUAGUUUUUUUUCCAAUGGAUCUUUUUUUUCAGUGCCCUAGGCACAUUGGUAGCUGCCUAGUGACAUUGAAUUCAUUUAAGUCUCUGCAUACUAGGUCAUUUACAAUUUUCCUUCGUUAUCAGCAGCCAGAGUCUGAGAGAGAGCACAAUUGACCAUGCUCUUUCUGUAUUGGUAGAUGGCGCACUCUCCCCUUUAUGAGUCCCAUCAUGAUGCUGGUGAGCACAGGCAUCUGUUGGCUUAUGUAUCAGAGCUGGGAAUCCUCCAAACCUCCAAACCUCUGAGUGCUGCAUUGGCAACAGUUGGCUAUAGGUGAUGAUCUUGACUCGUCCUGAUCUUCCUUGUGUCGGAAUUAUUACAAGUAAUGCAGGGAGAGUCCUAUUGAGUGGGUGGGUUAAUUAGGGAGAAAUUUUUUGUUUUUUUGCAAGUUGCAAGUGUGUGUGUGUUUGUGAGAGAGAGAGAAAGUGUGUGUGUGUACUGUAUGUCUAUGUAUAUGAGUGUAUGCAAGUUCAAAGAGAGUUGAGUUUUUCUCAUCCGAGGUUGCAGUGGACUAAAAAGUGCAAAGUGUAAACUGGAAGCAAAGCCUUGUGUAUAAAAAAAAAGUGCUUGUUACGGUUGUGAUGACUACCCGCCCCCUCCCCCAACAUACACAAACCUACUGUACUACAACCCCCAUGAUCCCGUGCGCUUAACAUGCACUUAACACAGAGGGAGCGAAAACGGAACAGAAAAUGAAAAAAAAAAGACUGUUUUUUCGACCUUUUGUGCUCACUAAACGAACUGACGCUUUCCAACCAGUGGGCUUCGCGACGAACAAUACGAGCGGACUGAGCUUUAAAAAGCCAACUCGUUCGCAGGGAACUCAGCAACUUUUACUACUACUACUAGAGCGUCCACUAGGACGACGCCCUGCAGCCGGAAAUCCUUUUUGAAGAAAGAAAAGACGGCAAGGAGACGUAAAGGCAAUCGCUGCAGAAGGGAACUAUCCUAAUAUCAAAAUGGUGCUACUCGAUGUUUCAGAACUACAAAUCCCAUAAGGCAACGCUCCGGCCGCUCGGCGUGUGACGGAGAGGUGGAGUUGAGGGGAAAAAAAAAAAAAAACGCUGCUUGAAUAUUGGAACACGACCCAUUCUCAACAUUGACAAUGCACCACUGUCAUGGAAAAAAAAAAAACAACAACUAUUGCCUUAGAACCAAAAUCUAUAUUCUUGCACAUGACUAUGUUUAUGUAGAUAACAAUCUUUGUUGUUGUCAUUGUUUGUUUGUUUGUUUGUUUAAUUUCUUUUUUUUUUGCUUUGAUUUUUUGGAAUUAUUAAUGUAUUUUAUUUGAUAUUGAGUUUCAUGAACUUGAACAUUCAUCGUAAAAAAAAAAAGAGAGAGACUGACCUGAAAUUUCCCUUCUUUUCCUGCACACAAAUUUACACACAUAUACUUAUAUACACACACACACAUAGGUGCAAACAGUUCCUUUUUGAGGGGAUGCGCUGAUCUGGAUGCUAGAUUACAGUUUGCAAUAAAAAAAACGAGUGUCUGACGAGUAAGAUAAUAUAUAUAGACAGCUCUGGAAAAAAUAAGAGGCCACUUAAAAAUGAUGAGUUUCUGGAAUAUAAUCAAGAGGAAGAUGGAUGAUCACAAGCCAUCAAACCAAACUGAACUGCUUGAAUUUUUGUGUAAAGCAUAAAGUUACCCAAAAGCAGUGUGUAAGACUGGUGGAGGAGAACGUGAUGCCAAGAUGCACGAAAACUGUGAUCCAAAACCAGGGUUAUUCCACCAAAUAUUGAUUUCUGAACUCUUAAAACUUUAUGAAUAUGAACUCUGAGCUCUGCAUCUUUUUUGUUUUUUCAGCCAUUUCUCAUUUUCUGCAAAUAAAUGCUCUAGAUGACAAUAUUUUUUAUUUGGAAUUUGGGAGAAAUGUUGUUCGUUGUUCGUAGAAAAAAAACUAAAAUUUUCAUUUUACUCAAACAUCUACCUAUAAAUAGCAAAAUCAGAGAAACUGAUUCAGAAACUGAAGUGUUCUCCUAAUUUGUCUAGAGCUGCCAUUCCAGCUGGUCACAAAAAUGCUUGAUUGGUCCCUGGGAAACCCUUGCUGUAUGUGGGUGAGCAUUAUCCUGCUGAAAAAUGCCAGUGGAAAGCCCUCCCAUAAGAUUCAACACACAUGACCGCAUGAUGUGCAUCGUAAAGGCAUGUCUAGCAGUCAGCGGUCUCUCACCAGGAGGUGCACUACUCAAAAGAGCCUUUUUAGUAACAGAAUGUUGAGUAUGGCAGCAAUCCAGGGUGCGUAACUGUUUUAUUUUGUCAUUGAGUGAAUAUACUGUGUGUGUGUGUGUGUGUAUAUGAGUGUGUGUGUGUGUGUACCCUACACACCCAUGGCUCCGUGACUUUUUUUGACUGUUUUUUGGUGUGAGUAUCUCUUCAUGUGCCAAGGUCCUGUCUUCCCCCGUUCACCUCCUUAUGAAAUAUGAAAUAUGAUUUUCUCCAGCUGUCUGUAUCUGCCUGAUGAAAAAAAAAAAAAGAUGACCCUCAUUCUACUGGUGAUUAAACUCAUGUCAGGUCAAAGA
Molecule: messenger RNA, 8173 nt
Organism: Astyanax mexicanus (Mexican tetra)
Lineage: Eukaryota; Metazoa; Chordata; Actinopteri; Characiformes; Acestrorhamphidae
Gene: tll1
Product: tolloid-like 1
Exons: 22
Coding region: 421-3480 (1019 amino acids)
Biological process (GO): proteolysis
Molecular function (GO): metalloendopeptidase activity; zinc ion binding; calcium ion binding
Source: RefSeq, a predicted model, not a curated record